GGGCCAGCUGCUGCUUAUACUUGCUUCUGACACACUUGUGUUUGCUAGCAACCCUCCAAAAAGACACAAUGGUGCAUCUGAGUGAUGGGGAGAAGAAUGCCAUUAGCACUGCCUGGGGCAAGGUGAAUGCAGCAGAAGUUGGUGCUGAGUCUCUGGGCAGGCUGCUGGUUGUCUACCCAUGGACCCAGAGGUUCUUUGAUGCCUUUGGGGACCUGUCCUCUGCAUCUGCUGUUAUGGGCAAUGCUAAAGUGAAGCUCCUGGGCAAUAUGAUUGUGAUUGUGAUGGCCCAUCACCUGGGCAAGGAUUUCACUCCAGAGGCACAGGCUGCUUUUCAGAAGGUGGUGGCUGGUGUGGCCAAUGCCCUGUCUCACAAAUACCACUAAGCUACCUUUCCUGCUACCUAUCUCAUACAAAAGGCCUUUUUCCCCAGAGAACAACUACUAAAUAUUGGGGAACUUAUGAAAGCCUUUGAACAUCUGGUUUCUGCCUAAUAAAAUCAUUUUUCAUUGCAA
This is a messenger RNA of Ictidomys tridecemlineatus (thirteen-lined ground squirrel), 512 nucleotides long. NCBI's taxonomy places the organism in Eukaryota, Metazoa, Chordata, Mammalia, Rodentia, Sciuridae. The record is from RefSeq and is a predicted model, not a curated record.